AUGAAUAAACUCGACGAACUCAAGCAUAACAUCACGGAGGUGGCGUUGAAGAACGGUGAAAAGCAAACAACCACCAAUGGCGCCAUAUCCCGCGGACCGAGCCCUAACCGUGGUGCCUCUGUUCGCGAUGUCGAAGCGAUUGGCCCAGACUCAGAGAGCCGGCGCGAGUGGCAGAAGAAGCGCGGCAUCGACCUCUCCAAGCAGGUCAGGAUCACCAAGUUAAGCCACAUGCGAUAUCAGCAUCCCGAUUUGAAUAAGAUCACGACGUUUCUGAGAGACUUUGGCAUGCAUGUGACUAAGAAAGGCGAGAAUGAGCGUUGGUUCCGUGGCUACGGCCCUGACCAAUACGUCUACUAUGCCCGCCAGGGACCCACGAAAUUCCUGGGAGGUGCUUUUGAAGUCGAGUCCAAGGAGGAACUUGAAAAGGUCUUGAAACUCCCUGGCGCCACUGUCCUCACGAAUGGUAUCGAAGAGAUGAAAGACGCCCCUGGAGGAGGGUAUAUCGUCACCAUCGCUGAUCCAGAGGGAUUCCACGUCAAUUUCAUCUACGGACAAGCACCGGUCAAGGAGGAGCGGCAGAAACCGGUUAAAUUGCUACUGAACGACGAGUCAGACAAGCCGAGAGCGAAGGCUUUCCAGAGAUUCCAGCCUGGACCGGCCGCUGUACACAAGCUGGGCCAUUUCGGCCUCAACGUCGACAACUUCCCCGAGACGAUGGACUGGUACACACGCCACUUCAACAUCUACCCAAGCGACAUUCUCUACGUGCCUCAAGAUUCCAUUGACCCCGCCACGGGCAAGCCGGCACGCAAGGAGGUCGGCCUCUUCGCUGCCAUCGACCGCGGCCAGGAAUGUGUGGACCACCACACCUUCUUCAUGACCACCACCGUUCCCGGCAAGGAGAAGCAUGUCCACCACUCCUCGUAUGAAGUGCACGACUUCGACACUCAACUCCUGGGCCAUCAAUGGCUCGCAGAGAAGAAGUACGAACCUGUCUGGGGCGUGGGGCGACAUAUUCUUGGAUCCCAGAUCUUCGACUACUGGUGGGACGUUUCGGGUUUCAUGGUCGAGCAUUACGCCGAUGGAGACCUUGUUAACGAGGACACACCGGUCGGAUAUGGGCCCGCAGAGCACGAAGGACUGGCGGUUUGGGGCCCCGAGGUGCCGCAGACCUUCUUGGAGUAG
This is a messenger RNA of Fonsecaea erecta, 1185 nucleotides long. RefSeq lists its product as hypothetical. Gene Ontology annotation, biological process: L-methylmalonyl-CoA metabolic process. Gene Ontology annotation, cellular component: mitochondrion. Bases 1 to 1185 code for a protein of 394 amino acids. Gene Ontology annotation, molecular function: methylmalonyl-CoA epimerase activity. The transcript has 4 exons. The record is from RefSeq and is a predicted model, not a curated record. Lineage: Eukaryota; Fungi; Ascomycota; Eurotiomycetes; Chaetothyriales; Herpotrichiellaceae.